Harmonia axyridis is the source of this 2136-nucleotide messenger RNA. RefSeq lists its product as uncharacterized. Bases 1 to 2136 code for a protein of 711 amino acids. The transcript has a single exon. Lineage: Eukaryota; Metazoa; Arthropoda; Insecta; Coleoptera; Coccinellidae. Gene Ontology annotation, molecular function: zinc ion binding; nucleic acid binding. The record is from RefSeq and is a predicted model, not a curated record.
AUGAGUGAAAACAAGGAUGAAAAAAUUACGAUGCAGGGAAUGGAAACCCCAGUAUCGGUCGGGAGCGGUGCCAGGACAGGCUCAACCCGAUCGAAAUCCAGCGACUGUCCUGAAAACUCAAACUCUGGUAGGAGACCAGGCCAGGGCGCGAGUAAUGUUACUGGAAUAAUAGACCUGAGCAAAGAGGAAGACAGUAGUAGCAGAUCAAAAACGGAUCAAUUAGAUGAAGCAGGAAAAGGAAAAUCGAUGAGUGAACGAAUAGACGCAUAUGAAAAUCCUAGAAAGGACGAACAAGUUUUCAAACCUAGAAGUAGUCUGAGCAGAACACCUCCAGGUGGCAGGGGACGUGUAAAUUCCAUGCCUAGUAUGAGCGAAAAAUAUCAGACAGAAGCAGAUACCAACACAACAAAGCGGAAAAGGAUGGACUUCUAUGAACCUGUGGAAAGCAAAUUUGAAGUAGUCAUGGCAAAACUGGUUGCCAGCACAGCAAACCUACAAAGCAUCGUAAAUGCUUCAUAUAGACCCUCCGGAGAACUAAAGAAUAUAACAUUCGAUAUAAGGAAACAAGUAGACACUCUCACAAAAGAAAUAAGGGUACCGGAAGAAAACACUCAAACAAUACUGCAACUUGAGAGGGAGAAGAAAGAACUGUGGGAAAAACUAAGGGAAACCGAACAAAGGUACAAAGAAGAGAUCAGAGCUCUGAAAGAGAAAAUAAAUACAGGAAGAGACGCAGCAACCCAAACAAAUCCAUGGCAUAGACCAAAAAUAGAAGCACUGGAAAAACUCCCAGAUGGGGAGAUUACCUUUGAGAAAUACAAGGAAUUAGAAAAAAUGAGAUGGAAAGAGGAAUUAUCCUCAAAUGUAAAAACAAUAGCAGGAAAUCCAUUAAAUACGGAGGACGCUGUAAAAAAGGUAGUCUUGGUAGGAAACAGAGAUCCAGGUAUGAGUAAAUCCAUUCAGAAAAUCUAUAAAGAAAGAUAUCCGGAACUGGAACAUUUAACGGAAGACAUCGACUACCUGGAAACCUUUACUCGAGACCGAAGGAACAAAACCCUAUCUAAGAAAACAAUUAUAAAACUGACACAUGAAGAGUCGCAGGAGGAUCUCUGGGCGAAAAUGAAGCAGCUCUUUAGAGAAGGGGAAACAGAAAAAGAGACUUUUGCAAUCCACAAACUUGACUGGAUUACCAUAGAGAGCCUGGAAAAAAUGAUGCAGUGCCUUACAAACGGGACGGAAAAGGAGGUACAUGUAUAUGUACCACCAGGUUUCAAGGAAAACUCCGAAAAUCGGGAUAAAGGUAGAAAUACCUACGCAUUAAUGGUGCAAUGCAAGGACGGGGAAUAUAGAGAAACUCUCAAAAACGUCAGGAACGCCUUCAGGAACGUACCAGCCUCAAAAUCCAUACGCGGAAUACGAAGCACUAAAGAAGGAAAAAUGAUUAUAACUAUGGAUAAGUGCGAAGAGGACUGCAAGGUACUCACUGAAGUUAUGAAUAAAAUCGAAGGGCACCCGAAGCAUAAUCUACUUCGAACGAACAAAAAGAAAGAGACACUGCACAUCAGAGGGAUGGAUGCAGAAACAUCUAGGGAAGAAGUGAUGGAAGCCUUAAAAAAAAUUCUUGGAGAUAAACAAGAAAUUGCAGUCGGGGAAUUGAGACCCAAUGCAAACGACACACAAGCCGUAACAGUUAAGAUCGAAGAAGGUUCAUACUCCAAAAUUGGUGAAAUAAAAAGGCUGAGAAUAGGACUCGCGAACUGUCAAAUCACCAAGAGGGUGGACCUUAGGCAGUGUACCAGAUGCUGGAGCUACGAACACCUAACAAGCAAGUGCAAAGACACUGAUAGAAGGAAUGCAUGCUUCAAAUGUGGACAGGAAGGUCACCCAGCAAAAACCUGCGAAAAUAAACCCCAUUGCGUGUUAUGCAAUGAAGAUGACCAUUCAGUAGGAUCAGGAAGAUGCAAGUUCUUCAGGGAAGCACUAGCCAUUGAAAAAAGAAACCAGAGGAUGAACGAAGUGUACGAUGAUGAACCCGAAACAGAGAUGAAAGAGACAGAUGAUAUCUGCUCGGAAAUCGAAAGUAAAGACGAAACGCAGACUCCAAAAAACGAAGCAUUUGAAAAAAUGCUACAGUAA